This is a messenger RNA of Aegilops tauschii subsp. strangulata, 396 nucleotides long. Lineage: Eukaryota; Viridiplantae; Streptophyta; Magnoliopsida; Poales; Poaceae. The record is from RefSeq and is a predicted model, not a curated record.
AUGAAUGAAGCAGAAAACUCACCAGAUUCGCGUCAGCGUGCUAGGUGGUACGAGUACCGGUCCCGCCGUCGCGCCCCUCCAGCUCGAGUGGAAGGUCUCGUCGGCGUCGUGGUCGCUGUACCAGCUGUAGUGAAGCAGGCGAUUGUCCACUCUGACAGCGAGGGAGAGAGCAGUGAAUAUGAGGAGGAGGAAGAGGAUGAGGAGGAGGAGGAGGAGGAAGAGUCCAGCGAGGGGGAGCAGGAGCCAGGUGCGGAUGUGGUGGUGGAGGUGGAGGACGACAAUGAGCAGGAGCAGCUGGUGGUGGAGGUGGAGGACGACAGCGAGGGGGAGGUGGCGCAGCAGCUGCAGCUGCCUGCCAAUGACGGCCUGUACAUGGUGGCGUCGGGGAUCCCGUAG